AAGGGACGCAACUUGCAAAACCUGUCAAAAUAUUGUUUUAUGUUCUUCGUUGUCUGUCUGCUAAUUACGACUUACAGCAAUGUUCAUCAGAUAACUGAAGGAGUGGUGCUUUUUUGACACUAUGUAGAGGACUGUUGGACAUCAAUUCAUUACACAGAAUUGUUUUUAAACCAAGAUGGAAAGAAAUGUUGGUGCCCGUCUUCAGUCAAUGUUCCAGCAGCUGGAAAAGCUGGGAGGAAAGGCAGCCAAAAACCAGUCAGGCGAAGAUCUCCAGCAGAUGAGAUACGUUACAUGCAAAAUCUUCCAAAUCAUUGCCACUCAGGAAAAGAUUCACAGGGAUUCUGUAUUGAAGAACCAAGCCCAGCUUGACCUGCUUUUACAGACACUGAAGAAUGCAUCGGACAGAGCUGUGUUGGUGAACAUCAUCAACAUCUGCAGUGAACUGCUUGGGAAAACACAGGUUGGUAAGAAGGCGAGUGCAUUUGUGAGCGUGAAUGCGACCAACAUUGUGUUCCAGACCCUGGUACAGGAGGCUGAAGACAACUCGCCCUCGGAGGAAUUCAUGUUCACAUGUCAUCAGGUGCUUGCUAGAAUUGGACAGAAAGACCGGAAGUUUGCAUUGAAGGCCAGAUUGAACCGAGCCCUGCUGGUGACCUUGACAUUGAUCAAGAACAACCUGACCAACUUCCGUAACCUCCAGGUUCUACUGCCGGUCUUCAAGCUCUAUACCAACAACAGUGUGAACUCAUCUUAUCUGGGAAAACACAACACAAUUCCACCCAUUUGCAAGGUGGUCCUGCAGUGUAACAGGAAGCAUGCCUCCGUCCUGAAAUAUGGUCUAGACAUUCUCAACAACCUCACCAAGUCACGCAACAACGCUGCCCGAACUAUAGGAGGCGAGUAUGUGCCCCAUAUUCUUAUCCUGUACAACGACUGGCAUCACGCUGACACCAAACAUCGACAUGUGUCUAUCAGGAAAGGGCUGCUCAACAUCCUCAAGAACAUCACAAACCUACGCUCUGGUCGUAGGACCCUUGUUGAUGCAGGUGGUAUCCGUAUACUCUAUGAGAGUGCCCAGGAUGUAAUCGAGUGUCGUGAAAUGGAAAACCUCAUUCUCCUUGCCAGUGUCAUCAUGCGUAAAUGCUGCCCUCGAAACAAACUGCCUGUGUCACGGUUCAACAGUGUGGUCACCUUUGAAAGACCGGAGUCUGAACUAUAUCCAGUGGAAGGGGCUGAAUUAGCUUCAGAGCCCAAUAGCAGCCAGUCUAUGCUGGAUGGUGGUGAUAGUGACAACAGCUCCUUGGAAGAUGAUGAUGACAUUGACAGCGAUGAUGAACGUUUCAAAAAUGAGGUGGAUGAGAAUGAGGAUGAAGGAGGGGACACAACUCCUGAGGCCCACAAACGCUCCCCGGAGGAUCUCGCCAUGUAUAACCACCUGUUCCCUGAGUUGUUCGAGAUUGAAUUCCAGGAAGAAUCAAAUAGCGACUCCAUUGUCAUCCCCACUGGGUCACAGGAAAGCGGGCUUGAAAGGGGUGGCCGCAGGAGUAGCGAAAAACUGGCCACGAGAGCUGGCGUCAUUUACCCGCUCAACCCUGACAGUCUGCGCAAGUCUAGCUCUAGUCAUACUAUCUACCGGAUGCAAACUUGUGUCAGUGACUUUAAUGAUAUGUCCGGUUACUCCAGUGGUCGGACUGGUACUACUGGGGGUGGGGUAGAUGUAGAGUACUUGGACAGUUAUGGUCGCUCCGAGUCUACUAUCAACAUGAAAACUGGUGCUAACGUAAUUUCCCUGGACUUUCCCACAUCAAACACUCCGUCUAACAAAUUGUCUGGUUCUAAAAAAGCUGCAGCUCAAAAAUCAAAGAAAUCCAAGGGCUCUAAAAAACCUGGCAAAGAUAAAAAGCUAAAGAAAUCUGUUACGAAAGACAGUUCUGAUAACAUAGCAAGUUUUACAAACUCUCUGUGUAUAACUCCGAUACCAAAUAUCGUAGAUCCUGACGAGGAAAUAGAACAGAAUCUUGUGUAUGAGGAUGAUGAUGAUGUGUUCGAUAUGCAACAUGAUCCUCUGAUGUACCAGGAGGUGGCCCGGCUUACCAAGAGUGUUUACAGGUUUGAAAAGAUUGCGUACCCUGACCUGUGUGGGAGUAUCUCGCCGUACGGUUUUGAGCCUCUCUACCACAGGAAGUUUGGAGUGCAAAGGUCCAAGGUAUUUGAAGACAUUGAUCGAAUGAUCCACCCAGAGCUUAUCAUAGAUCGAGACGUAUAUGACCUUGACCUUAUCAAGGCGAAGGCCGGGGUCAACUUUAUACCAGAUAACUCUGCAGUCUCGAACAGAGAUGAAUUCAGGGUUGGUUCUGCAGGGAGGUAUGAGCCAGGACCGGAGACACUCAGGUUCAACUCCCAGUUUGAGUGCGGAAAUCUGAGAAAAGCCAUCUGUGUGCGAGACUUUGAGUAUGACCUAAUCCUGAAUCCCGACGUUAACAUCAACCAUCACCAUCAGUGGUUCUACUUUGAGGUCUCCAACAUGAUAUCUGGCUGUCCAUAUAGGUUCAACAUCGUCAACUGCGAGAAACUCAACUCACAGUUCAACUUUGGCAUGCAGCCCAUCCUGUUUUCCGUAAUGGAGGCCAUGGAAGGGAAACCGUUCUGGGUCAGAACAGGAACUGACAUCUGUUACUACAGAAACCACUUUACACGCAGCGCCACGGUUACGGGAGGAGUGAAGGGCAAAACGUACUACACAACGACAUUCACGGUGACGUUCAAACACAGCAGGGACGUCUGCUACAUGGCGUAUCACUACCCAUAUACAUUCUCAACACUUCAGACGCACCUGACCCUGUGGGAUCAGACGGUGGACCGGGAUGCGGUGUUUUUCCGACGACAGACACUCUGUGAAACAUUGGCAGGAAAUCCCGUCCCUGUAGUAACAAUUACUGCUCAGCCACGCACAGACAGCAGAGAGGACAUAGAGGAGUUCAAGAGCAGGCCAUACAUUUUCCUGUCAGGGAGAGUUCAUCCAGGGGAGUCAAAUGCCAGCUGGGUCAUGAAAGGUACAAUAGACUACCUGUUGAGCAAGCGCCCAGUGUCUGUCAAGCUUCGGAACAUGUACAUCUUCAAGAUUGUACCCAUGUUAAAUCCUGACGGGGUCAUCAAUGGAAACCACCGAUGUUCACUGGCAGGUGAAGAUCUAAACCGUCGCUGGGAUAACCCUUGUCCAAGGUUACACCCAACCAUAUUUCACUGCAAAGGCCUGCUACAGUACCUACAAAUGAUCAACAAAGCACCAUUGGUAUACUGCGACUACCAUGGCCACUCUCGCCGGAAGAACAUUUUCAUAUAUGGCUGCAGUGCGGCGAUGUCUUGGAUCGUUAAUGAUACUAACAACCCUGGGUCCACAGGCAACAAGAUGGAAGAUAAUGGAUUUAGGACAUUGCCGCGGGUGCUGGACUGUAUAGCUCCCCAGUUUUCACUAGCCAACUGCAGUUUUGUCGUGGAGAAAACAAAGGAAACAACAGCUCGCAUGGUUGUGUGGCGCCAGAUCGGGGUCAACAGGUCGUACACAAUGGAGAGCACUUACUGUGGCAUGGAUCGAGAGGGAAAGUUCAAGGAUCAACAUAUUUCCACCCACAUACUGGAAGAGAUGGGUCACAGGUUCUGUGAGGGUCUUCUAAGGCUGGGCCGGGGCAGGGGUAACCUGUAUGAGACAAACCUCACCAUGCCCUGUGAGACCAGCCUAGAACAGCUUGGGGCGUAUGGAAACCUGCAGGGAGAGUAUCUAGAGGAGGAUAACAGUGAUGAAGCAGCUGAUUUGAGAGAGGCUAGGGGUGAGAAGGGCUUCAGUGAUGAUGUCCUCGCAGAUGACGAGUCUUCAUCGUAUAUAGAGUCAGGCGAUGAAGACGAUGUUGAUGAGUUGUGACAACCAAGGAGGGGACAGGAGGACGCUCCACAAGACAACAGUGUAGGAAAAUCUGAUAGUGUAGGAAAAUCUGAUAGUGUCAGAAAAUCGAGGAAAACUGGGGUGAAAAGGGGUAGAAAACGUGCAGUAAAGAGAAAUUUAGAUGAUGGAAUUGAUGCUGAUAAUAUUGUUGAUGGUAAUGGUAUUGAUAACUUAGCUAAAGGAGAAGAUAAAAAUCUGGAAAGUUCUGAAACUGGUGGUAGUGGCUCAAUUGUUAAGGACUCUGUGCAUGAAGAAGCAGUAGAUGCUGAAUCUGAAGCAUUAGAAGAGCAAGGUGAAGAGCCAGACAAUGAUGAUCAGAAACCAUGUACAGAAAAUGAUGAAGUGAAAGACGAUGCAAAUGAUACUGCUAGGAAAACAAGUGAUGACGUUGUAGAAACUUCUGAAACCGGUAAAUACAACACAAAUACUGCUGAGACCAGUGAUAUGGAAACAAAACCAUUGAAUGACCAAAUUGCUGCUAUUGCAGCGAGGAUUGCAUUGUCAGUGGAGACAGAGCCUUUGUCCCCUCAAGACUGGAAAUUGCCAAAGGGGAAGACAGCGGAUCCUUCGACAGUUUGUGUUCUACUUUAGAGUCAUCUGGUUGAUCAUUGUGUGUUUAUUCUCAUUGGUUUGGGUGAUUGAUGUGUUGUGAUUAGGUGAUUAUGUUUUUUAUUCUUUGGAGAAAAAGCGGAAAGUUUUUAAAAGGGGCCUUUUAGAUGGCAUAUGUCGGUGUUUGUAGUAAUGAUUUCGGACAUGUUUUCGCGUAAAGCCAUAAAGACAGUUUGUUUUUAUUGUUAAAUACACCUUUACAGUUAUUUUUUUAACAAACAAUUAAAACACCAGGGAAUUACACCAAAAUCUAUCUCCUUUUAGAGAGGCAGGGCAAUAACUAUCUCCCUGGGAAAAGGUCUUUGUUAUUGUACAUACACAUUUUAGCUGCAAAUUGGUGAACAUGUACAUGUUUCUUUGCAUUUGGAAUGAAAUCUGUAGCUUACUGUGCACAUAGCUUUGAAAGUUAUUUAAUUCUCAAUGCGAAUUGCUCACCAUUAUGUUAAACCAGUACAUUAUUCAUACAUGUAUUUGCAAACUAUUUCAUUCAGUUAGAACCUAGUCUUUUCAUCUUAGGGAAAGUUAUAUACCCGGUACACAGUUAUAACCACUUCUUCAAACACCAUUUAUUUUAAUUCAUUAUAUUCAUGAAUCUUAAAUUUUGUAUUAUUUCAUAGCAAAAUGUUCUUUUCAUCAAAAUAUGGUCAUUUUAGCAUAAAUAUAUGUUUUGUCACAUUACUGCCACUUGUAGAAUAUGCAUUUUAUGUAUUCUGUUGCCAGUUUUAUUUUUUUAAUGAUUUUUAUCUUUAGCUCUACUGGCCAUAGGCCAGAAGUGCUUAUUCAAUGGCAUGGUGUCCGCCGUCUGUGUGUUUGUAAACAAUUGUUUGUGAAUGCAAUAAAGUCGUCAGUUUUGAUUGUAUCUUACAUCAAACUUAUACAGUAGUUAAAUAUCCAUCAGAGCUCAUUUCCUUACUACAACCAGCCAGAUCCUCAUAUGCAUAUCUGGAUUAUGGCCUUUGAAUUGCUGCAGUGUUUUCUAAGGGAGACAACUAUUUACAAAGAGUUGUGUGUAGUAGUUUUUUCCCUUUGCCCGAAAGAGUGCGUAUUUUCUAAUUGAGACAACUUCGUACAGAGAGUUGUUUGCUAUUGUUAUAAGUUCUUUUCUCUUUGAAUGCGUGUUCAGUAAAAAGCCAAAACAUUCAAGCCAGUACAGCAUACAUGUAGGUCCUGUUGGGCCUCCUGUUUUUAUUGCACAAUUUGUGCUUUUAUGUGUUUUUCAAGCAUUCCAAGCUUUCUAAAAGCAUUGUCCUACGAUAGUUCUGAUUUUUAGCCUUAGUUUAAAUGUCAAAAAAUAAUCAAAUAAAAAGAUGAAGAAAUUACAGUAUAAAGAUGCUUAGCUAAGUAUUGAAUUUAUGCCUAACCUAGCAAGCAAAGACAUGCUACUGGAAACUGCAAUAAGAAGCAAUGUCUAUAAAUGUGCAAAAACCCUUUAAGCAAACUUGUUACUUCUUGUUUAUUUCUGUAUUGUUGUACAUAAAAAGUAAAUAAACUGAACAUACCCUUUUCUUAAAAGACUGGGGGCCAAGAGUCCUAAGAGAGGUUUCAUACAUAGGAGUGAUUUUUAGCAAUGUUUAACUACUGUUGAAAAUCUCCCCUAAGGGCAAAAUUGCUCCUAGGAGUCUUGAUAACACAGCCACCACAAUAUUAUUAAAGAACUCUGAACUAUGACUGAAAGCUAUUAUAGGUUUUUGAGUGUUCAAUAAAAUUGACUGUGAUAGUGUUUUUUUGGAUUGAAUUACAUUUUAAGCUUGUCUGGUUUUCAAAGAAAAAAAAGUAAAGUUAUUGACAUAGCCUUGGUGUCGUUGUUGUAUUGUAAAAUCAGUAAGCUUGGCCAUUACUCAAAAACCAUCAAGAUAAUCACAUGAAAGUGAUGAAACUUUGUACAAUUGUUACUGGUGAAAACAUGCACAUGUGUAGCAAGGCAAGUAACUCUGGAAUGAAUAAACAUGCAAAAUCAUUUACUUGGCCAUUACUCAAAAACCAUCAAGAUAUUCACAUGAAAGUGAUGGAACUUUGUACAAAUGUUACUGGUGAAAAGAUAACUUCACGAAACUUCGUUCACAAAUUACCAGCGACAAUAUUUUGUGUGACCAAGCUCAUAACUCUGGAUUUAAUAGUUGUUGAGUUACACCCCUUGUUUGUCUGAAAAAAACGACAGACGAGCAAUGACGUUUGAUCCACAGCGCUCUUGUUUUUUUUGUGGUCAUAAUAUCUGAGGCAUAAAUAUGAUGAAGUCUUAUUAAACAUAUGCAUUUGACUAUACCUCAUAUGUAUAGUAAGCUGUCACACAGCUUUGUUAGUGAAUAUUUUUAUAUGUCUGUGAUAAAUGUUUACAUGAUGAUUAUUUUUGCUUUUGCUUGUAUAUGUGUCAUUAUCGGAGAGAUAACAAAACUCUUCUUGUAUGUGUAUGUGAAUGUGUAGAUAUGUGUACACAUUGAGUUUUUUUUUAAGUUAGCGCAAGGUGGGGGGGGGGGGGGGGUUAAGGCCUUUUAUUCUGUUGCUAGGCCUAUCAUCAAUUAUGGUUGAUUUAAGCAUCUGAUGCAUUCUCAUGCAUAUCAUCAAGUAUGGUCUAUAUAUGAUUGUGGUGCCAAUUUAGUCAAACCUUCAAAAAUAUUUAAUUUGUAGAAACAUUACAAAAGGCAACCAGGCGGUAUUCUUUUCCUUUCCACAACUUUGUGUUCAUUUUUUUAACCAGUUAUAGUGCAUUAUGCACAGAUCAUAAAAAAGUAUGACAUUUUACAACUAAGAAUUUUAUUGAAAUAGGUCCCUGUAAACGACACAAUAAAUAGUCCUCACAUACAAGUAGUGUUUACAAUAUCUCUAAAAAAUACCAUUGCUUUUUCAAUUUUAUUUGUACAUAAUAUGGUUGUUGUAAUAGUUUAGACUGCCUUUGUUUGAUUUAUGUAAAUAUGUGUUAAUGGCUUGGGAUAGUUUUAACAAUUUCGAAGUUACGAAUAAACAGAUUUUAAAGCAUAAUCAGUAAGUUAUGGCUUAUUUGGGUUGUUUCCAUCCAUUUUAUUUUUUUCAUAGGUGUUUAUUUUUCUAGUGAUAAUUAUUGGCCCCUGCAACAUGAGAUUCUGAAUAGAAUACAGGCUCCUAAAAUUAUUUGCACGGCCGGUUUUUUGUUCAAACUAUGAUAAUUAGACUAAAAAGUGAAUAUACAGAUUUUUCAGCUUAAAAAUAAGUAACAAAGUUAAGAAAAGUUUCAGACAGACUAAAGUCAACCAUGGUCUUUUUAGCCAGGGGGUUGUUUAAAUAUAACUUCACUUAUCUUAAAAUUGUAUGAAUUUAUAGAAAUAGCCAUACAUCGAUUUGUUUUAUUUCCUCAACUUACAAUUCAUUUUCAAUGUUGACUAAAGCUCAAUAUAUAUACCCCAGAAUUCACACAACUGGGUUUUCCCUUGCCGGUACAAAAAAAGGUGAAUUUCGAGCUAUUGAUAUUCAUGUAACAGUCCAAGGACUCUAUUGUUUCUGAAGUAACAUGUGUGUAUUAAAACGGUAUAAUUUUGUUUGUAACUGUGGAUUAGCUUUGGAAAACCAGAAUAUCUAUAAUUCCGGGCUUAAACUAUUCACAUACAUGCAGGAAUAUAAUAAAAUUAUGGCAUUAUGAUCAUUUCAAUUUAUGACUAAAAUCAACUAAGAUCUUUAUCGAAACUACCCCCUGCCACUGUUAAUUACGUUUUCCUGGAUUCCAAAUUUAAAUAUGAUUAGUAGUGAUAGUUCUUUUAUUAAAGUGGUUGAACUGAAUUUGAAUUUGUUUCAGCUUUACUGUUAUUUUUUUUGUAUAUAUUGUUGGAUUGUUAUUUUGUUAAGUAGCACCAUUUGUUAAACAGAUUUUAAUUUUGUAUGAAAAAUAUUUCAAUAACCCAAGGAAUGUUCAAUUAGUAGUUAAAUUAGUUUUUUCAGCUUACCUGUUUUUACAAAAUGCAAGUUAAGGUAUCGUCAUAGCAUUGGUGUUAUUAUUGUCGUCAUCGUGCAAAAUUUUAAUAUUGGCCACUGGCCAGACAUAACCUGGAAACUGUGACGAAUGAUAGAACAAUACCUAGAUCUGCAAGCAAUCCCAUUUGGCAAAAGUAUUUGUUUAGUUAUGGCUGUUGAUUGACUUAGAAUAACAGAUGAGCAUUUCUCUUGGUUCGUAGAAGUAGCAGAUUUCAAAACUCCAAUUUUGUUAAAUGUUUUAAUCUGUUGUACCCCAUGUUGAGAGAUAAGAAAAGAUUUUUAAAAGAAAUGAAAAAUGUUUUUAUAACUGGAAAACCUUUGAAAACAUUUCAUGUAAUUACCCCCCAAUUGUAGUAUAUCGUUUUAUUAUAAUAUUAUAUUUCAUAAUGAUUAUGUGGGACUUACUUGUUGGAAAGGUGGUUAUAAUUUUAUGCACAAACUAUGUACAUCAAUAUUUUACUUCGUAAUAAGCAACUGUCAAAGCAUUUGUCAUUAUAAACGACUUACCCAUUUCA
Messenger RNA from Mya arenaria, 9003 nucleotides. RefSeq names its product cytosolic carboxypeptidase 1-like. Gene Ontology annotation, molecular function: zinc ion binding; metallocarboxypeptidase activity. Lineage: Eukaryota; Metazoa; Mollusca; Bivalvia; Myida; Myidae. Gene Ontology annotation, biological process: proteolysis; protein side chain deglutamylation; C-terminal protein deglutamylation. The transcript is spliced from 25 exons. The coding region runs from base 176 to 3919 and encodes 1247 amino acids. The record is from RefSeq and is a predicted model, not a curated record.